AUGUCAUCUUUUAACAAUGAUGGUAGUAUUUUAAAUAAUAACAAUAAUAGUCCACCGUUGAAUCAUCAGAAUUCAAAUAAUAGUGGAAAUUCACCGGUUUCAUACACCAUACAAUCGCCAGCAUUUAUAUCACCGUCAUCAACAGUACCGUCAUCACCAAGCAAUGAUGGCAUUCCAACAUCAACGUGUUCCACUCCGGGAGGCAAAGAGCGUCCAAAAUCCAAAGAAUAUCUUGGUGACAUGAACAAGUCCUCAGGAAAAGAUGUUCGCAAUAGAAGUCAAAGUGAGGCCGACAAAAUUGAUGAAAAGCAUAAAAAGAAACCAUUUCUAUCACCAAAGAUGUUGUUACCAGGCAAAAAGAGUAGUACAGUUUAUGAAGAGCCACCCAUUUCAAAGACACUCGAUAGUAGAAUGAAGAGUAAUCCGUAUAUUAAAAAGUUUAAAUUACCAUCUUCAGAGUUACAGAUACUGUUACAUGGUAGAUUGUAUUUAUUUUCAAACUACAUAUGUUUUGAAUCAAAGAUAUUUGGAAUCAAGACGACAGAGAUCAUUCAAAUACAAAAUAUUACAUCCAUUGCAAAGAAGAGAUUCCCUGUUGCUAUUGAAAUAGUUGCUCAAUCUCAAAAGUUUGUAUUUGCUUCAUUUGUAUCUAGAGAUAAAACAUUUCAUGAUUUGAUGAAUAGUUGGAGAGAAGUAACCGGAGAAUCGCAUGAGGAUGUCUCUUCACAUAGUAUAGAUGAUGAUAUUGAUGACGAUCAUAUUAAUUCAUUCGAAGAGUCUUCUUCCAGUGGCAAUGGUGUAACGACACCACCAAAUAUCAUCGAGAAAUCAAGUGUUAUUUCUGAUUCUCUAUUGUUAUCAAUAGAGUCAAUCAAUAAUACAGAUCAACAAAAUGGUGAUUUUAAAUAUACUUUAGAUAAUAACAGUAAUAAUAAUAAUAGCAGCAGCAGCAGUAGUAAUAGUAACAGUGAUCAAAAUAAUAUAAAUAUAAAUAAAGAUAAUAGCAAUAAUUUGAACGAAAAACAACAAAAUAUAAUAAAUAAUGAUGGUAAUAAAAUGGAAAACGGUCAUAUCAACAACAACAACAAUAAUAGUAAUAAUAAUAAUAUAGUUAAUAAUAGUAAUAAUAGUAAUAGUAAUAAUAUAAAUAAUGUAAAAGAAAAUAAUCAUAUAGAAAAGAGUCCAUUUGAUGAGCUCUAUGGUAAUUAUGAACAAUUUCUUUCAACUAAUGAACAAUCAUCUAUAUUAGAGAGUUCAAUUUCAGAGUUUCAAGAAUUGCUUUCAGAGAAUUUCAAUGUGAGUGUAGUCAAUUUCUUUAGGGCGUUGUGUUCGGAUCAAUGUAAUUUCGCGUUUACCUAUCAUGCCAAGCGUGGUGAUUCUAAUAUCGUAGUGAAGAAUUGGGCACAUCGAGAGCGUUUCGGUACGGUCAGAGAGUUGGAGUAUGUUGCUCCAGUGAAUUCUCCGAUCGGUCCUGAUAAGACCAGGAUUCAAGAGACUCAGCGAUAUCAUCUGACCAACAAGAAACUCUCGAUCGAGACCGAUACCAUUAUGCUCGAUAUCCCGUAUGGCGAUCACUUUAGAAUCGAAGCGAAAUGGGACGUUGUGGAGACCUCUGCCGAGACAUGUCGACUAUCGAUUCAGAUUUGCGUGCGUUUCAUCAAGAAGACCUGGUUCAAGAGCAAGAUCGAGAGUGGCACCAUCAAAGAGUCGAAAGGAUCGUUCAGUCAAUGGGUGCAACUGGCCAAGCAGGAAAUCCAAAAGAUGUUGCAGCUCAAGAAGCCAACGGUCGCGACUGUCUCUGGCGCCUCUACAAGUGCCGCUGCUGCUCCGGCAGCGGGUUCUGCUUCUUCGUCAUCCUCCAACACACCACAGCAACCACAGCUCGUAUUAUCUCAACAGCUCAACAAGUCUGUCGAGAAGAAGUUGCUGAAUGAAGAAGGAAUAUCCUCAGAUUCACCAAAGCCACAUCAUUCUAGAUCGCGUAGUCGUCAGCAUCUGGUUAGUUCCUCUGGUCAGGUCACAACCACUCCGAAUCUUAAUCAAUCGAUUACAGAGAGAUUGGCAGCAGAGAGCAGCAGCAAUUUAACACCAUUAAAACAACAGAGUACACCUACUUAUUUAACAACUCCAACAAUAUCACCUUUUAAUAAUAACAACAAUGAUCACAUUAAUAAUAACAAUCAUUCAACCACCACCUUUAAUAAUAAUCAAUCAGUUGACAGUAAUAGUCAAUUCCAACUUAAAUUCAAUUCUAAAUAUGGAGGAGUCACACUAUCGGGAAUAGCAUUAUUCUCUAUCAUUCUGCUAUUUCCCAUACACUUUAGGAAACCUUGGUUAUGUCCAACAAGUCUUUAUCUUUGA
Messenger RNA from Heterostelium album PN500, 2361 nucleotides. RefSeq names its product GRAM and VASt domain-containing protein. Lineage: Eukaryota; Evosea; Eumycetozoa; Acytosteliales; Acytosteliaceae. The coding region runs from base 1 to 2361 and encodes 786 amino acids. The transcript is spliced from 6 exons. The record is from RefSeq and is a predicted model, not a curated record.